Messenger RNA from Myxocyprinus asiaticus (Chinese sucker), 6723 nucleotides. RefSeq names its product receptor-interacting serine/threonine-protein kinase 2-like. The transcript has 11 exons. Gene Ontology annotation, biological process: protein phosphorylation; innate immune response; positive regulation of canonical NF-kappaB signal transduction. Gene Ontology annotation, molecular function: JUN kinase kinase kinase activity; ATP binding. Gene Ontology annotation, cellular component: cytoplasm. NCBI's taxonomy places the organism in Eukaryota, Metazoa, Chordata, Actinopteri, Cypriniformes, Catostomidae. The record is from RefSeq and is a predicted model, not a curated record. Bases 470 to 2224 code for a protein of 584 amino acids.
ACAUACAAGCGUUGCGUGAGUGGAUUUGGUCCGAGCCACGCACAAAACACCUGCGAAAUAUCUGACCGCGACCACAGCUACGUUUCGUUAUCGAUAAAUCUCGUUUCGCACUGAUCUGAUUUGAUUUAUUCGUUAACCUACAGUUUAUUUAGCGGCUUGAUAUAUUUAUACAAAAAAAAACGUUUUUCUGCCUUGGGGCUCGUCUCCACGCGCGAGCUAUUUGACACGUUUUAUUUCCAUCUGUUAUUUAGUUGCUCUUUUUUAAAGGAUAAUUUAGCUUUCCUUAUUUAGUAGUUAUUUAAAUGCAUCCCAAAUGCUUGUCUCGGGAACAUUUAGUGCGUAAACCGAACCUUAUUCACAACAUGUAGAUAAAUGCGCGUGCUUUUCUCUCUCCCGGUGCUUUCAAUUCCCUUUUCGUGUCUGACACUAAAACUAAACGGGCCCCUUUCGUCUCAUAAUAACCCGAAGCAUGGAGCACACCGGCUGCGUCAACAUCUGCAGUCUCACCAGCACCUUACCGGUGAUCCCGUAUCGGAAACUAACGGACUUGCACUACAUCAGUAAAGGAGGUUUUGGGACUGUGUUCAGGGCGCAGCACAGUGACUGGCGCACCACAGUCGCGAUCAAGUGCUUGAAAUUGGAUUCACCGGUUGGGGAGAGGGAAAGAAAUUGUUUACUAAAGGAAGCUGAGGUGCUUCACAAAGCUAGAUUCAACCACAUCAUCCAGAUCUUUGGGGUGUGCAAUGAGCCCGAGUUCUUCUGCAUUGUGACAGAGUACAUGACCAAUGGAUCACUUGAUGAACUGCUACAUGAGAAAGAUAUGUACCCAGUGGUAGCCUGGCCGUUGAGACUUCGUAUUCUUUAUGAGAUUGCUCUUGGGGUCAACUUCCUCCACAAUAUGAUCCCACCACUUCUACACCAUGACCUAAAAACUCAGAACAUAUUGCUUGAUGGAGAGUACCAUGUCAAGAUAGCUGAUUUUGGCUUGUCUAAAUGGCGUCAGCUCUCUAUCACUAAAGGGUCUAGCUCAAAACCUGCCGAAAUGGGAGGCACCGUCAUCUAUAUGCCACCAGAGGAAUACGAGCCCUCCAAGAACCGUCGAGCUGAUGUCAAAUAUGACAUGUACAGUUACGCCAUCAUCAUGUGGGAAGUGCUUUCAAGGCAGAUACCCUAUGAAGAGGCCACCAACCCCAUGCAGAUCAUGUUCAGUGUUUUGCGAGGAUCUCGGCCUGACACCAGCCUGGAUAGUCUGCCGGCAGACAUUCCCAGCAGAGAGACUCUCAUUAACCUCAUGACCUGCGGCUGGACUUCCAACCCUGAUGAACGGCCCUCCUUCCUUAAUUGUCUUAUUGAGCUGGAGCCCAUGUUGAGAAGGUUUGAUGAGAUUGAUGUUCUAGAAGCGGUGCUGACAGUCAAACGGACGAAAUAUAUGAGGCCACCAAAUGGCUGCUCGUCAACUCAAACAAAUGGAAAAAGAAUGGAGGAAAAGACUGUGAAGGAGCAAAAUGUCCCCUGGCCAGACAACAGUUCUACAUCUGGAUCAGGCUCCUACUCUUCCCAGGAUGCAGAAAUGUCCCAUCCGGGCUUCCUUACCAUAUCGAGUCCCUCUCAAGGUCUGUCAGCUGCUCAGGGUGUACCACAGUCAUCAUUAAUGUCCCUUCCACUGGAUCAUCCAAAGCCUCUGGUGGACCACUGCUCUCGGAACAACCUAAACCCUGAAUACCCGACGGCCCAGCUUGUGUCUGACUUCAACAUACCCAUCAAACCACAUACACCCCAGACUGAGAGCGACCUUGCUUUUGCCAUACAGCCACUCACCCUGCAGCCACAUCCACAAGAUCUACCUACAGCAUUGGACUCUCAAGGUCCUGUGGCUCGCUGGAUCGCAUCACGACGAGAGGACGUUGUGCGGCAGAUGACGGAGGCGUGUCUCAACCAGAGUUUAGAUGCUUUGUUGGCCCGUGAUCUGCUCAUGCGCGAGGACUACGAACUGGUUGUGAAUCAACCCACACGUACCGCCAAAGUGCGGAAGCUUCUAGACACCUGCGAGCGGCAUAACGAGGAUUUCUGCCGCGUAGUGGUGCGUAAACUCCAGGACAACAAACAGAUGGGGCUUCAGCCCUACCCCGACCUCAGCACCAGCAGCCCUCCACCUCCCUAUAGCGACCCCACCACCACCCCCUUUCUCUCCAACUCCUUCAACAACACUCGAAACGUCUUCUGACCUUCUCCUAAUCUGACCCUCAAUCACUGCUUUUGAACUGGAGAAAUGUGAGUCCUCCUUUCAGUUUAUGAUUCCGCUGAAGGACGGUUCCUGUUCACAUGCUCUUACAUUAUUUGUGCUGCUUAGCCUUUACUUUGUGGGCCAGGACAUGUCUUGGUGGUUGAGAGGUUGGUACUCAUGACACACUUUGUAUGUUAUGAACUUUUGAACAGUUGCGUACUACAUCCAUUGAACAAGGCCAGCUUUGGUCAAAUGACGCCUUUGCCAUGGCAAGAGAGACUUAAAUGGAUAUAGUUUAGUACAGCUCAUGUUGACUAUUAGGUGGAGGCAUUGGCUUAACUUGCCUAAAUUCCUGAUGUGGGUGGCUGUCCCACAAUGUCAUGUUUAAACUUGAAUCCACCUUUUCAAAAGAAUCUGGUUUCUGCUACCUUGAAAGCAGUAAAACACUUAAGUGUAGUUCCCUCAAAAAUGAUUGUCAUAAUUUACUCACCCUCAUGUUUUUAACUUACUUUCUUAUGUGGAACACAAAAGAAGACAUUUUAAUUAUUAUUCUGAUCCGUCUUUUCAAAUUCAGUGGCAGUGGAUAUAGUGACUCAUUUUAAAGCUUUAAAAAGGACCCAAAAGUAUCAUAAAAAUACAGCAUUACUCAUUUUGUGUUUCACAGAAAAAACAAAGUCAUACAGGUUUGGAACAACAUGGUGAGUAAGUAAUGACAUACCUUUUGUGUGAAUUAACCCUAUAAGGAAUACAUCCUGUCUCAUCAUUAGCAUCUUCCAUGCCAGCGCAUUUUAUAAAAACGUUCAGUCCUAUUAGGUAAUAACUUUCCACCCUUAAAAGGAACAUCAGCAUAACUGCACAAUUGCAUGUGCAGACUUGAAGAAAAUUGUGUGAAUCAUCAGAUUCUGUCUUCCUUUAUGUAAAUCAGAGCAUGUUUUUCUCACAGUGAGACUCAAAAUAAAGUCUGGCGGUUUUGACAGUUGUUUUGCUAUGUGUUUGAUGCGGUGUCAGGUAGGGGUGGGCAAUAUGACCAAAAUCUUAUAUCACGAUAUGAGUAAUUUUAUAUCACGAUAACAAUAUAUAUCACGAUAUAGUAAAAGUUUUCUGGACAAUCAAUAAAAAUUGGUUUAUAUAUUAAAUAACAAUAUUGUAAUGCCUGUUUUUGGAACUCCAGUCAAUUAAUUAAAAACUUUAUAAAUUAAAACUCCUUUCUCUUUAUUUGAAACCAGACAAACAAUGUCAAAGUAAAUAAAUACAUAAAUAAAUAAAUAAAUAAAAAUCAACUUGUUUUCAAAAAUCAACUUUACCAAAAUGCUAAGUAUGCCACGUUUCAGUUUAAAAUGUUAUUGACCAAUAUUAUUAUUAUUAUAAACUUUGCUUAAGAUCUUCUCAAAGCAAUGCAACAAAGAAAAUAAAACGUAAGUUAAAAAAUAUCCAACCAAAAUAAACACUUCUUGAAGAAAAUAAAUAUGAAAAAAAAAAAAAACGUAUUAAUGUGGAGUUCAUCUUUUGGCUUUCAUAAUAUUCUUUUGCAUGCCUCAUUUUGAGGUGGUAAAACAGAUUGCUUUUAUUACGAGUGAUUAUCGUUGUGCGAAUUACAUUUUUCCGCACCUGUUUUAAUAACAAGCUCCUCUUCAUUUUCUUGACCUGUUUGGGAGUCAUCCCGUUCUGUGGAGAUUUCUUUCUCCAUUUGGGGUUUUCCUGGGUCUAAAAUGAUUGAGUAGCACGUUUGAUCAGGCUCUGAGCUCUCCUGUCUCUGGAGCACAAAUAUUGGAAAGCCUGCUGGACUCGCGCACGCACUUUGGAGCUCCAGAGACCGCGCGUGCCACAGUCACUUGAAACAUUCACGUGUCAGAUGAGAAGAAUAUUUCGCACUUUUAACGCGCCAAACGCACGAUGAAAAUGUUAAAUGCCAGAAAAAACCUGUCCAUGUUUCUUAAAUUCUCUCAGUCUCAUGUGAAGCCCUGCCCACUGAUAGAUAAGUCCACGCUGCGCAUAUGGAUAUUUACAUAUCGUGAUAUACACAAUAUAGCAAAAUCUCUUAUCGAUUGACACUAUAUCAUUGCCACAAUAUAUCGUCAUAUCGCCCAGCCCUAGUGUGAGGGUGACAGUGCACAGAUAUUCUAACAGCUCACUUUCAUAAUAGUUUCUCCAGCAUUCUCUUUUUGGCUUUUAUGACUACAACUCUUUUGGUUCAGACUGUCGUAAUGAGCAGUAAAUUGGAGAAUUGACCACUCUUGUUUUCUAGAAAUAAUCUUUACCAGCUUCUCGUCAGAAAAGUUUGACAUUGAGACAAUGUGAUGUGUCAGUCUUUCCUUGCUUUUACAUGUUUUCAUGGUACUGUAGUAUUCUGUUCAUAAGCAAUACUAGACAGCAUAUACAAUGAAGUGGGCUAUAUGAUGGAACGUAGUCUGGCCAAGGUCAACAUUGUAUUUGCAAAACCACACCUCCGUUACAUGCCGUUCUCAAAAUACACUUCAGUAGCUUAUGCCAGACGUUAAUUUAUUAAAGAAGGUAAGAAGUUUGCCUAACCUACCUAUCUUAUUGGGCCUAUACUUAGUGAAUUAGUCAUAAGAAUUGUGUCAUCUCUGUGACAGCAGAAUGGUGAAUCCCACGAAAACAUUUGAAAAUCAAAAGAAAACAUUACAAGUUUUUAGCCAUUAUGAAAAUGCAGCUUGUACAUUUAAGAUUUUUUAUUUUAUUGGGACAUUUACCUGACAUUAGUUAUCAUGAAAAUAAUGUCACAAUGCAGAAAAUCGAAAUGAUCCUAAAAUAGCCUUCAUUUUCUUUUUGUAAAAUAUAAUUUUGCAUCAUUUUCUUUUGAUUUUGAUGUGAAAUAUGGCAUAGACAUGUUCUUGCCCAGUUGCAUGAGAUUCACCCAGCCUGAUUUGCACUGUAUUUAAUGCGGUAGCCUGUGCCACAGACUCCAUAUGUAGCGUUAGACAUAGAGAACAGUUUACAGCACCUUCCAUACAUGUAAUAGACUUAAGCAUUAAGAAACUGUAUGAAAUAUACAGAGGUUACAUCACCACAGCUGGGUACAUUUUGAAAAAGUCUUCUAGACGCUUUUAUCAAGGAACUCAAGAACAAGUAGUACCUGACUAACGUCUUUGCUACUGUUUAUACAACACAGCUGCAUGUUCAUACCAGCAGUUUUCCACUAUGGUUUUUGAAGAUUUGAUUCAAAAUGAAUAUGCUUCCGAUAAGUCUUACGUAAAGUGUUAAGUUAAAAGUUAUUUUAGAAACAAGACCAAAGCAAUGCCCUGAGUUGGCACUGUAAAUACAGGCUCUACUGAUCUUUAAGCAGAGCACAAAUAUAAAUUCCUGAUAAUUAAUUACAUUUGUGACUGCUUUGAUUUUCAUUUUGUCAUUUCAACUCAAAACACAAUCUACAGACUGAGCCAACCAUAUGCUUUAUGAAUCAAGUCUUCGAGAAACGUGUGGCCUUUUUUUUUUUUUUCAGUGUUGAUUUCAUUAAAAAGGCUUUGAAAUUCCUGUGAUAUUGAUUUUUGCACAAUGCUUUGCUGUAGAUUUUCCCUCUGGGCAAACCGAGACCUUUUCAUUGCAGAUUUUCUCCUGGUAUCUAGAAGUGACAGUAUUUUAGUAAAUGUGUUGCUCUUGAUUGAUUUCACUGUUUAGUCCCUGGAAUGUCCUGAAAUUGGUUGUUGUCUUUUGUGUUCCCUUUUUAAAAAAGAAAAAACUUUGAAGCUGCAAUUUUGGGCUUUGGAUUUCCUUAGGUCUCACAUACAUUAGAAUAAGUCAUGUGCCUGUAACUAAUGCAGAGACAAUGGUAGAAACUGAGUCAUGGUGUCAAAAGACACCAGGCUUGCCUUUUGUUGAUCAGUUGUUUUCAUUGAAUUAGAUCUCUAGGAAUGACCUUUUUAUUACAGAUAUUAUUAGUGUUGGUACCAGUUACAAUCAAGAGUGUGUACAAACUGUUCUUAUUUUUGGAUAUUUAUUUAUAGAGUCAUGGCUAACUUUUAGUGAUUAUUGACAUGCAUCUUAAGUGGUUUUUUAAUAGGUUAUUGUAUUUUUCUAUAUAGCUUUUCAUUUGAACAUGUCAUUAUAAUGUUUCAAAGUGCUGUGCCAAUCCAGUUAAUACUAUGUGGCUGAAUGCAUCUUUAAACUUUUCAGACACUGAAUAUACAUUGAGCAUUAGCACAUAUCUCAGCAAUAUGUCAGUCACAUUCUGAAUUGCCGAAACAGCCUGUAUUGGUCUGGGUGUAGACGACGCUGCUUGUUAUAACACUUUCAGUCAUAUCAAAAUCACACCAGUUAUCAUUUUAGUUGCAGUGACUGUACUGCUGAUAUCUAUCAGUGUUCAUUCUUGCCUUUGAGCUGUUAGAUUGACGACAAAUGUCAUCAAAAAUGAAAUAUAAAAAGACAAUAAUGUAUAGCUUAUGUAGCAGUGUACAAGUAGCAGUUCUCUGGUUCUGUGUGAUGAGGGACUUCCACAAAUGGUAAACUUUGAAGUGUUAUUAAAAUGUGUAUAAUUUCCUGAA